AUGCGCUCCUUCAUCUUGAUGGCCGUCAUGGCCCUGCUGGCUUUCGUCUCCGCCAUGCCAAUCACUCCUUCGGCUCCCCAACUUCAGAAGCGCGCUGAGCAGUUCCGACUUGAGGGUCUGCGUGAGUUCGACAUCGCCGAGCGCCUCUCAGCACCAAUCAUCGACUCGGACGAAGUCGAACCCUUCAUGACCCGCUUCCACUCCAGGCUCUCCGCCCUGCUUGAAUCUCUGUCGAACGCGGACGAGGAAGAGAUCGACGCUGAGGGCGAUGUUGCACCUGGGUCGAUGGAGGCUCCUCAGAUGCUCCCCAAGGCUGCCGCACAUGGAUCAAGUUUCUACCAGUCACUAUGCGCACUUUUCCACGGUGGCAAGGAGGACUACGGUUACGAGGGCAAGGAGCUGGAGCUGCGCAGGCCUGAGGGGAUGAAGCACUGGGGUGAAGGUCGUUAA
Macroventuria anomochaeta is the source of this 450-nucleotide messenger RNA. RefSeq lists its product as uncharacterized. The transcript has 2 exons. NCBI's taxonomy places the organism in Eukaryota, Fungi, Ascomycota, Dothideomycetes, Pleosporales, Didymellaceae. Bases 1 to 450 code for a protein of 149 amino acids. The record is from RefSeq and is a predicted model, not a curated record.